GCAUGGAGUUUUGAGCGUACGAAUAUCAAGAAAUUUUUGAAUUGUGUAUAUUUUUGUGAUUGUUGUUGGUUUUAUUUAUCAAAUUGUGUUGAAAUGUUAUUGAAUCGUUGUAAUUUUGUGCUAAUUGCACUUACCAUCAUCCUUAGCGUACUGUCCCACAGUGAAGCCUUCGUUGUCCGGCUUUUAACAGAAACUCUUCAAAAUAAUGUGGCCGGUGAACCAAUAACACACGUGCGCACCGAAUGGGACUUUGAUCCGGAAGUAAGUCAAAAACGACGAGUGCUCUUCUAUGAGACGCAUGGCUAUCGCGCUGCUAAAUUUAUUGAACGCAUUGGCCUCGGACUCGACGGGCGCGAGGAAGAACGGCGAGCAGCACAGCAGGUGCGUGAUAUUGGACGACUAAAUGGUGAACAUAACAUCAACUUUCCACCGGAUCCGCAAACGUAGCUGGGAUACAAGUCAUUGUCAAAUAAUAUAAAAAUGAUUUAAUAUUAAAUAUCAACUCACUUAACGCAUUAAUCAUUACGGCAAAUAAGCAAAUAAAAUAAGCGAAGAAGUCUGCAAAUCCCAGCUAGUUGAGUUCGAAAAGCUACUCGAAAACGUAU
Molecule: messenger RNA, 605 nt
Organism: Ceratitis capitata (Mediterranean fruit fly)
Lineage: Eukaryota; Metazoa; Arthropoda; Insecta; Diptera; Tephritidae
Exons: 3
Coding region: 94-447 (117 amino acids)
Source: RefSeq, a predicted model, not a curated record